AUGACUUAUUCACCAUUCAACCAGCAGCAUUCGCAUCCACAUCUGGAUGUACACCAUAUGGCGGCUUCUCCCGUUGGAGAAUCGCCAUUGUCGCCUCUUUCUGAUCUUUCAUACCAGACGAAUUCGAGGCAGAACACUGUGUGGUCCGACCAGAGUGCUCAUCAUCCGCAGACCCAUUGGGAUCCGCAUGGUCAGGGCCAAAUGAACGGUCAAGCUCAAGCUCAGAUGCAGGCUCACAUUCAAGCUCAGGCACAGGCUCAAGCUCAGGCUCAAGCUCAAGCGCAGGCUCAGGCUCAGGCUCAGGCUCAGGCUCAGGCCCACGCUCAGAUGCAAGCCCAGAUGCAUUUACAUGAUCAGCAUCCACUUUCACAACAGCAACAGCAUCAACAGCAGCAGCAACAGCAACUUCAGUUCCAUAACAAUUUAAUGAGCCCUGUCAUUGGAUCAAAUGGUAUUGGCAUGUCUGACAUGUCGUCUAUGCAUCUACCAUCGCAAGAGUAUUUGGAUUAUUCAACUUUACAAUCGGCCUCUUCAGAAUUUUUGUCUCCAAUACCAGUCAACGUUAUGUCUGCAGAACCACAAGAUCAUAUGUCUACUGUCAACAUGAUUGCGCAAUUUACAGCGGAGGCUAACUUGCCUCUCUCGUUACAGUCGGGCCAGUUGAAUAAUCCAAGAGAUUUUACUACGGCGCCUUCAAGAACAGUUUAUCUAGGUAACAUUCCUGCUACCAUUACUUACAAGGCAUUGUUGGAUUACGUGCGUACCGGUGUAGUGGAAGAAGUUAAGAUUUUAUCUGAAAAGAUGUGCGCAUUCGUUUCAUUUGUGGAUGAGAACGAUGCCUUGUUGUUCCAUUCUGAUGCCAUCCUGAAAAGACUAAAUAUCGAUGGGCGUGAUAUCAAGAUCGGAUGGGGCAAACCGCAACCUAUUGAUCCCAUCGUUCGUGCUGGUAUAGCUAAUGACGGUGCGACAAGAAACGUGUACAUCGGUAAAUUAAACACCAAUAAGGACUCAUGUGAAAAAUGGGGUGCUGAUCCAAAGGAAAUCCUAGUAACUAAGGAGAAACUUUAUGAUGAUUUGUCCCAAUUCGGUGAAAUUGAAAGUAUCAAAUUGGUUGAAGACAGAGGAAUUGCAUUUGUUCAUUUUACUUCCAUAUUCGCUGCCAUCAAAGCAGUUGCAAAUAUCGGUUCCAUCGAUCCAUACUAUUCGAACAAAAAAGUAUUUUACGGUAAAGAUAGAUGUGCAUUCAUUACCAAGACUCAACAGCAUAACGUGGCCCAAUUCCUUGGUAUACAACCAGGUAUGGAAGCUUUGAUGGAAAAUAAUAGAGAGCUAAUCUCUCAAACAUUGUUACAACAAUCUGCGGCGGCCGCUGCCAUUGCCACUUCUGCAGGAGGUGCCAACAAUUUGGGCAACCGUACUGUGUAUCUAGGAAACCUUCCAAAGAACGUGAAAUUGGAAGAGAUUUGCAAUGCAAUUCGUGGUGGUCUUUUACAAAAUAUUAAACUUCUUAACGACCGUCACGUUUGUUUUGUAACAUUCAUUGACCCUACUGCUGCUGCGCAAUUCUAUGCCAUGAGCUCAUUGCACGGUUUAACCAUUCAUAAUAAACGUUGUAAGAUUGGUUGGGGUAAACACUCUGGGCCAUUACCAAACCCAAUAGCAUUAGCUGUUUCCAGAGGUGCAUCUCGUAAUAUUUAUCUAGGGAACAUCAACUUUGAAGAAGACGCAAAGCAAGAAGAAUCCGUGUUUGCUGAGGAUACUUUGCGGGCAAUCUUUGAAGAGUUUGGAACUGUCGAACAGAUUAAUUUCUUAUACGAGAAAAACUGUUGUUUCAUCAACUUCGCUAACAUUAGCAACGCGAUCUUAGCUAUUGAUAAGAUAAAAUCUAACCCUCAUUUCAAUAACUUAAAAAUAAAUUUCGGUAAGGAUAGAUGUGGUAAUGUUCCUAGACAGUUUUGA
This is a messenger RNA of Kluyveromyces lactis, 1959 nucleotides long. RefSeq names its product Mrn1p (gene MRN1). The record is from RefSeq and is a predicted model, not a curated record. Lineage: Eukaryota; Fungi; Ascomycota; Saccharomycetes; Saccharomycetales; Saccharomycetaceae. Bases 1 to 1959 code for a protein of 652 amino acids. The transcript has a single exon. Gene Ontology annotation, molecular function: mRNA binding. Gene Ontology annotation, cellular component: cytoplasmic stress granule.